AUGGGACUGCUGGGAGAGAGACAGAGUGGGAGCUGCCAGAAGGACCCCAGGGGGCUCAGUGGGGAUGCACCACAACCCCCAUUGAAUGGCAGCAGCCUGGUCUUGGUGGAGCAGCCUGCAGCCCCUCCCAAGUGCCCUGGCUCUGCCCCAGAGCUGCCCCCCACAGCAGACAGCCCCACGGACAACCCCAGCCAGGAGUGGAAAGUGGUGAAGAUCCAACGGGUCCUCAUCAACCCUGACUUUGAGCCAAGGAAAACAGGUCUCUCCCGCAGCGCCAGCCUCUCGGAGAAGGAGCUGAAGGAGGCGAAGGCGCGGAGCCAGAGGAUCGCAGCUCAGCUCACCACGGCUCCUGGCCCCAGCUCCAAGGGUGUCCUGCUGUUCCACCGGCGCAGGCAGCGCGUUGAGGGGCUCUCGGGGGCCGGGCAUGGCGGGGGGCUGCCGCUGAGCCCCGCGGCCCAGCCUCGCCAAGGGGCCAUGGAGCAGAGCCAGGGACAGGGGAUGAAGCCGGAGCCUGCCCAGCCUGGCAAUCCAGGAGAAGGGAUGCUGGCGAACGCCUCCCCGUGCCAGGAGCUUCCUGCUGAAGCCCAGCAGGUCCCACUCAGCGUUUACCUGAAGGAGAACAUGGCAUCGGCCGCCACCAACGGCGUGCAGGAGCGCUCGGCCAGCGGGAUGGAGAGAGGGGUGGAGGGGCUCGGAAAUGCAGGAGCCCCUGCGGGGCCAAACACGGCGGCGCUUGUGGUGGCACAGAGCCCCGGGGAAGGAAAGAACGUCAGCGUGCCCAGUGAGGUGCCCGGUGAGGUGCCUAGCGAGGUGCCCAGUGCUCCAGCAGGGACAGCCACAGCCACGGCAUCGCCAGCCGGGCAGCAGCAGAACGGGACGCAGGGCCGGCAGUACUACGAGGUCCAUCUCACCCUGGCCAAGCCCAAGCCUGUGAAGAACCGGACGGCCAGACCCUUCGGCACCCAGGCAUCCCCCACCAGUGCCCAGCCGGCCGAGGAGCCCCCUGCCCCCGAGCUGCCCCCACCUCCAACCUACGCAGAGACCCUCAGCAGCCCCCCACCCCUCACCCGUGUUCGCUCCCCCCCUGCCUACUCGGCCCUGUACCCCACCCAGGAGCAGAAGAUGCUGCCAGAUCCCCUCCUGGGCUGCGGGGUGAGCGGACCAAACCCCUUGCCCAAAACAGGGAUCCUGGAGGAGUCGGCUGCCCGCAGAGCCAGCAGAAAGUCCAUGUUCACCUUCGUGGAGAAGCCGAAGCUGGGCCCCAACCCCGACCUGCUGGACCUGGUUCAGAGUGCAGACAGCAGGAAGAAGCAGAAGGAGCAGAGGGAGCCCAGUGCUGAGGAUGAGCCCUUUGCCCUGGGGGCUGAAGCUUCGAACUUUGUCCCCAACAGUGCAGCCAGGGGUGUGCAGCACCUGCCACCAGCUGAGGAUGCUCCGGCAUGGUCCUCCUGCCUGAAGUCUCCCACCAUCCAGCCCAAGAAGAAGCCACAGCCCAGCCACAUCCUCACUGAAGCGAGAGGGAAGGGAGCUGAGCUCUUUGCCCGCCGACAAUCCAGGAUGGAGAAGUUCAUCAUUGAGGCCCCCUCCCAGCCUGAGCUGCUGCGGUCCCCAUCGCCCACCAUGUCCCUGCCUCCCUCCUGGAAGUAUGACAACAAUGCUUACCUGUCACCCAUGGUCUCCAGACGCCCCUCCAAGAGUCCCUGCAGGCCCUCCAAAACCCCUCCUGCAUCACUGUAUGGCAGCAACCUAAUGGAGAACGAGGUGUCCCAGAAGGAGCUGGAGAUCUCCAAGCACCAGCCUUACCAGCUCCAGUCUUCUCUCUUCAUCCUCUCCCCAUCCAAGAGGCCAACAAGGUCCAUGCCCCAGGAGGUGCCUCCACCCAGACCCUCUCUUCCCGACUCCUACCCCUAUCCCCAGCAAGCCUCCUGCCCGACCUCUCCGUUGCCUCCUUCCCCGGUUUGGCAUCCCCCCGUGGUGCCCAGCGCCAGCCAGACCACUGCCAGCCCCUUCCCCAGUGUUGCCGGGGCUCUGCCCCUGACUCCUGACAGCCGUGCCAGUCCUGGAGCCCCGGCUGAGGUGCUGCUGGCCUCCCCGUGCCGCCUGCUGCCACCCCGGGCAAAGGCAGGCUUCCAGGCACCCCGGCCCUCCUACUCCACCAGGAAUGCCGGCAUCGAGCCGCAGGACAGGCGCUCGUCCCUCCCUGCAUCGCCCACCUGGACGCCCCGGCUGGCGCGGCGCCCGGGCAGCCUGGACGGCUGGGCCAGCCCGGCCUCGGUGCCCGAGCUGGAUGAGGGACUCCCCACGUCCCCUCCUUGGAGCGAGAGGUCCCUGUCCCCGCUGCGGCAGGACGCGGACCCCCGGGCCAGCCGGCAGAUGCAAGCGCGGCUCGCCAGGAACAUCAUCAACGCUGCCCGCAGGAAGAGCUCCUCUCCCAAAGCCGUGGGGCUGGAGAGCUCCCGGCCCUUCACCCCCAUCUCUGCCGGCCCCCCCAGCCUGCCCCAGUCGCCCCGGCUGGGGCCGAGAGCCGCAUCUUCCUGCCCCGUGCCCAGGCUGUCCCCCAUCCCCAAGAGCCCCCUGCCAUCCCCCGUGGUGGGCGGGCGCUCCCCGGCCAAGCGCUGCACCUCCCGGUCCCCGACGGACUCGGACGUCUCCCUCGACUCCGAAGACUCGGGGACCAAGAGCCCGGGAAUCCACAGCUUCAACCUCUGUCCCCGGGGCUGGACCAGCAGCCUGCGGCUGAAGACGGGGGGUCUGCCCUCAGGGGCUCCCUGCACCUCCUAG
This is a messenger RNA of Pseudopodoces humilis (Tibetan ground-tit), 2781 nucleotides long. The record is from RefSeq and is a predicted model, not a curated record. Lineage: Eukaryota; Metazoa; Chordata; Aves; Passeriformes; Paridae.